CUGACGUCGCCCCGGAAGUCUCGCGGGAGGAUCUGCCCCGGGGCGGAGCGGAAGCGGGCAGAAAGAAGAGAAGGGAGAGGCGGCUCCGCGGAGAACGGCCGCAAGCGAUUCCGCCGUCGUCUUAUCUCCGGAGCAUCAACCAGCUGUGUGUGGUGCGGCAAUCAAGACACUAGUUAACUGCGCUACGUGACAUUGAGGAGGUUGGGCAGCGGAGGGGUCCCGCCUUUCUGUUUCAAAGGCCCCCCCGCAGGUCAGCGACGCUGCGAUAACCAUGGAAGCCAUAGCUAAAUAUGACUUUAAAGCCACAGCUGAUGAUGAGCUAAGCUUCAAACGAGGGGACAUACUAAAGGUUUUGAAUGAAGAAUGUGAUCAGAAUUGGUACAAGGCUGAGCUUAAUGGCAAGGAUGGUUUUAUUCCAAAAAACUAUAUAGAAAUGAAGCCACACCCGUCACGGCUGAUGGGAGGGGCUGCACAUAGCUUCCUGAAAACAGCUGACUGCCCUAGUUGGUUUUUUGGCAAAAUUCCACGUGCCAAAGCAGAGGAGAUGCUUGGAAAACAAAGACAUGACGGUGCCUUUUUGAUCCGAGAAAGUGAAAGUGCCCCGGGGGACUUCUCGCUGUCAGUCAAGUUUGGCAAUGAUGUACAGCAUUUCAAGGUCCUGCGAGAUGGGGCAGGGAAAUACUUCUUGUGGGUGGUAAAGUUUAACUCCCUGAAUGAGCUAGUGGACUACCACCGGUCCACAUCUGUGUCCCGGAACCAGCAGAUCUUCUUACGUGACAUCGAGCAGGUGCCACAGGUACACGGGGGAGACAGAGCCACAAGUUUAACACAGCAACCUACUUAUGUGCAGGCGCUGUUUGACUUUGACCCCCAGGAAGAUGGGGAGCUUGGAUUCAGACGAGGAGACUUCAUCCAGGUCGUGGACAACUCAGACCCCAACUGGUGGAAAGGGACAUGUCACAGCCAAACUGGCAUGUUUCCACGCAACUAUGUGACGCCAGUAAACCGCAACCUGUAACUAGAGCCGGCACAGAACCAGGAGCCAAGGAGGAGCACAGACAAGCUUACCUGGGUGGGAUUGCUGGGGGACUAGGAGGCAAAUGAAUAGAAUUUGGGUGAAUGGACAAUGGAUAACUAAAUAGAAGAACAUGGACAGGCAACACACUGACCUAGAAGAAAGUAACCUUAGUCUAAUAAUUCAGGGAAGCGGCUUCAUGACAUGACAGGGGUAUAGCAGACUUGAAUGGGGUGGAAUUUUUAUGGGCUGACAGAAAUGUGAUUUAGGGGAAGGGAAGAUACUGGCACUAAACCUAAACCGUGAUAAGACAGUCCCUGACAUGCGUUGACUAACCCAGUUGUCUGUCUGUGCUGUAAACAGUUGCCUCUCAGCAUUUUUUUUUUUGAAGC
Messenger RNA from Rana temporaria (common frog), 1407 nucleotides. It is a transcript of the gene GRB2, whose product is annotated as growth factor receptor bound protein 2. The transcript is spliced from 7 exons. The record is from RefSeq and is a predicted model, not a curated record. Gene Ontology annotation, molecular function: protein binding. Bases 272 to 1018 code for a protein of 248 amino acids. Lineage: Eukaryota; Metazoa; Chordata; Amphibia; Anura; Ranidae.